This is a messenger RNA of Passer montanus (Eurasian tree sparrow), 4565 nucleotides long. RefSeq names its product WT1 interacting protein (gene WTIP). Gene Ontology annotation, cellular component: nucleus; transcription regulator complex; P-body. Bases 476 to 2593 code for a protein of 705 amino acids. Gene Ontology annotation, molecular function: transcription corepressor activity. The record is from RefSeq and is a predicted model, not a curated record. Gene Ontology annotation, biological process: positive regulation of miRNA-mediated gene silencing; negative regulation of hippo signaling; regulation of DNA-templated transcription. NCBI's taxonomy places the organism in Eukaryota, Metazoa, Chordata, Aves, Passeriformes, Passeridae. The transcript is spliced from 8 exons.
CCGCGGCGGGGCGGCCGCCGGGGGCGGCGGGGGCAGGCACCCGCCGAGCGCAAAUUCCUCCGCGCAGCGCGCCAUUGACUGGACCGAGCAACUUAUUUAAGGCUGGAAAGUGACACAGGGGCGCCUCGUCUGCGCCGGCCGCGCUCCGCCGGGCAGCCCGGCCGCACCGAGCCCAGCGCCGCGGCGCGGGAUGCCGCCCGGGUGACCGCCCGAGCCCGGCCGCCGCCUCGCAGCUCUCCGGACAAGGAGCCGCGUCCCGCCGCUGCCCCGCCAGGACCGCGGGAAGGGGCUUUCUUUUGGGGUGCUUUUUGUGUUGCUGGAUUUGGGGAUUUUUAAUUUUUUUUAAUUUUUUUUUCUUUUUGGCUUUUUUUCUUUAUUUUUUUUUAAAACUUCUCUUCUUUCUCCGCUCCGGGCUGCGCUUUCGCGGAGAGUUCACCGCCCUUCCCCGCCCCGCGCCGCCGGGCUCCGGCAGAGCAUGGAGAAGUACGAGGAGGACAUGGCACUGAAGGCCACCAAGUUCAUGGAGGACCUGUCCCUGUACGAGCCCUGCCCGGAGGCUCCGUACGGCCGGGGCGGCCGCCGGGACCUGGUGCUGCACCCCGACCUGGAGGAGACCAAGCGGGUCAUCGCCGCCCACAUGACGGCGGAGCAGCAGCGGGGCCGGAAGAUGAACGGCACCGCCGCGCCGCCGCCGCCCGCCGAAGGCUUCCCCGCCGCCGCCCCCUGCGGCGCAGCGGGGCCGGAAGAUGAACGGCACCGCCGCGCCGCCGCCGCCCGCCGAAGGCUUCCCCCCGGCGGCCGCGCCGCCAGCGAGCCGGGCGCGGGCCCGCCGUGCUGCGAGGAGGGGCUGUGCACCCGCUCCGAGGUGGCGCUGCCCUGCUACAGCGGCUUCGCCGACAAGGGCAAGCGCUACUCGGCCGAGGGCUACCGCUACGCCGCGGGCAGCGCCUACGAGGGCGGCUACGUGGCCAAGGGCGGCGGGCGGGCGCCCGGCGGCCCGGACGGCAAGUUCGGCGCCGCCAGCCCGCGGGCCAGCCUGGCCGCCGCCUCGCCGGGCCCCGCCGCCGAGCACGGCAAGUUCUCCAGCCCGCGCUCCAGCCUGGGCGGCGCGGUCGCGCUGCCCUACGAGAAGUUCUCCAGCCCCCGCUCCAGCCUGGUGGUGCCCGGGCAGGACAAGUACGGCAGCCCCCGCGCCAGCCUGGUGCAGUACGACGGAGCCGCCCUCAGCCCCCGCUCCAGCUACGCCAGCACGGCCAGCGACACCAGCAAACACUCCAGCCCCCGCGCCAGCCUCACCGGCUACGACGGCGGCGGCAGCAAGCCCAGCAGCAACCGCACCAGCGGCAUCAGCAUGGGCUACGACCAGCGCCACGCCAGCCCCCGCUCCAGCACCGCCAGCCAGUACUCCUGCACCGCCAGCCCCCGCUCCAGCUACUCGGACUGCAGGUACGGCCCGCCGGGCAGCGCCGAGCCCGAGGGCGGCACCGGGCUCGCCCUCGCCAGCCCCCGCUCCAGCCUGUGCGGCCCCGAGGGCCGCGGCUCGGCCGGCCCCGCCGUGGUCAGCCCCCGCUCCAGCAUCUCCAGCCAGAGCUCGCGGAGCUCCCGGGGCUCCAUGAGCGCCUAUCCCGAGCUGCAGCUGCCGUCGCCCCGCUCGUCCCUGCUGGGGCCCGGCCUGCAGGAGGACGGCGCCGUGCCCGAGCUGGGGGACGUGUACCACCGCAUCCACGCGCAGUCCCCGCCGCGGCACGACCAGCAGCACCCGGCCGGCGCCCCCGAGCCGCCCCCCUACGCCUACAGCCCGACCAAAGGCUCCGCUCCGGCUCCCAAAUUCAAGCUCCCCUACCAGGUGACGCCGUGCCGGGAGAGCGGCCCCAGCCAGGCGGAGAGGCGGCUGGAGGCGCUGACGCUGGAGCUGGAGAAGGAGCUGGAGAUGCACAUGAAGAAGGAGUACUUCGGUAUUUGUAUAAAAUGUGGAAAAGGUGUGUAUGGAGCGAGCCAGGCUUGCCAAGCAAUGGGCAACCUCUAUCAUACCAACUGCUUCACGUGCUGCUCUUGUGGGAGAAGACUACGAGGAAAAGCAUUCUACAAUGUCAAUGGCAAGGUGUACUGUGAAGAAGACUUCCUAUAUUCAGGUUUUCAGCAAACAGCAGACAAGUGCUUUGUUUGUGGACACCUCAUAAUGGAAAUGAUCUUACAGGCCCUUGGAAAGUCCUACCAUCCUGGCUGCUUCCGCUGUGUGGUGUGUAACGAGUGCUUGGAUGGAGUCCCCUUCACUGUAGAUGUGGAAAACAAUAUUUACUGUGUCAAAGACUACCAUACGGUUUUUGCACCAAAAUGUGCUUCCUGUAACCAGCCAAUCCUCCCAGCACAGGGCUCCGAGGAGACCAUCCGGGUGGUGUCCAUGGACAAGGAUUACCACGUGGAGUGCUACCACUGCGAGGACUGUGGCUUGCAGCUCAAUGAUGAGGAAGGCCAUCGUUGUUACCCCCUAGAAGGCCACUUGCUCUGCCACAGCUGUCACAUCAGGCGCCUUAAUAUCAAACUGCCAUCACAUCCACCUCCAAGCUACCCCAUGCAUGUCACAGAACUCUGAAAGACAUUUCCAUGAUCAAUCAGCCGCUGGAAAGAGAAGACAAAAAUCUAAAAAUUACUUUCGUGUUCCUUUAAAGAUGAGGUUCCAGUAAUAACCAUCUAAACCAGCUAUUUAUUUUUCGAAUCAGAGGUGAGGGGUCCUUUUCUGAUCUUGUACAUAUGCAUUCUUUUAUCUAGACAUUUUCACUGAGACACCGUCUACUUGAACAAAUAAUUCACACUAAACUGUAUCUGUAAAUGGCAGCAUUUCUAAAAACAAUGGUACAAAGGGCUGUUCUGCACUCCCUACUCUCUUCCUUCAGUGGAGAUUUCACCCAAGUAAGGAGUGUAGAAUUACUUUCCAAAAGUUAGCACCUUAUCAUAUUGCAGCAAGCGUGAUAAGAUAAAUGCUAGCAUUUUAGCUAGUUUUGUUGAAUUCUGGUCUUAGAGAAUACUUAGAUUCCAGAAGUAGGGAAUAGGCAGCAAGCAGGUGUUUUAGCCAGGGCAGUUUUCAGCAAGGUUAAAGAAGGGUGUUCUGUGAAGAAGUGCCAGGCCAGCUCUCCAUCCUACAGGGUCCCACAGUCAUCCAAAGACUAAUUAUUUGGUUUGCUCAAGAAAUGUGGCAAGCCUCUGAUGUAAAGCCCACAGUACAGAGGAUUGUAUCCAAAAGAUUGGCUCAUGCAGGGGCAGCAGUUGCAGCUCUCUGUAAUUGCUGGCUGUGUAGCCAUGGCUUCAAAAUGCAUUCCUAUCAAUUUGGCACUUAUUAAAGAAUUCAUCUUUCAAACCUGUUUUUUGUUCAGUAGGGUUCUAUGCAAAGGUACACUUGUCUUUAUACUGCUUGUUUUAUCCAAGACUUCAUUUGUUACCAACUGCUUCAUGAUUGUAUGUUGAGACAUUAUUAAAGAGAGGCACAGUGGUUUGGUAUUACCUUUUCAGCUUUGUGUUCUUUCCGAGAUUACUUUUCAACUGAUUAUGGUGAUUGUCUUCACUGGAAAGCAAAGUGCAGUAUGGCAGGAAUGGUAAUUUAGAGAGUCAGACCACGAAACAUCAGUGUUUACAACAAGUGUUAGCUGUACAUAGAAUGUGCACACUUUCAUGUUUUGCAUAAGCUUUUACAGUACCCUCAGACCUCUGGGGAGAAUUAUAUGUCUUCCGUAUAGGAAGUUAGAUGAAUCUUUUUUUUAUGGUUGGUUUUCUACCGUGUGCUGAUAUUUUACAUGCAAAUCACACAUCUGUAUGUCAAAAAAAUUCCUUGCAUUCUCAUGAGAAUUGACCCAACCUUCCUGAAGCUGCAAUUUAUCAUUGCUGCCUUUAACUGUAUUCAAAGUUAAAAUAAAAUAAAAUUCUUCAGCCCCAGAGGAAGUAGAAAUACCAGACUGGAUUCUUGGCAUGUGCAAAUUGGGACAUUUCCAUGCCAGUUCUGAACACUUGAGAAUCUGCCCGAUCCGUUCGGAAACGAUCCCGUGUUAAAUUCAGCAUGCAGACUGAUGGAAUGACUUAUUUGGCAACACCAUUGCAGUUUAGUUUCUUAUGCUCCAUUGACUUUUUGAAAGCCAUUUGUGGUGCUCUUGAAAAGCACAAAGAGCAUCCAAUGGCCACUAAUUCCUAAGUGGAAUAAUUAACUCCCUUAACAGAACUUUUUGAUAGUCUGGAAUUUCCUUAUGAGGAAAGGUGGGGGGAAGGGGAACAGGAAAAAUUCCUGAGAACUAUUUUUUUCUGUUAGUAAGGAACAAAAAGGAUGCUUUCUGAACUUCUGCCAGACUUCCAUUGGCCUGGAUUAACCUGCCCUACUGAAGGCUCCUGGGCAAAGCAAUUUUGUAGCUAAUGUAUAUCAGUACAUGUUGAAUGUGACUGCCAGGAUUUGAAGUAACUACAGUGCAGUCAGUGCCCCAUUUCUGCACUGUGGUCCAAGAGGCCUGGCCUGCAAACAAGAGGCCAGAGGUACACAUGCACUUCUGCAUUUGCAACUCUCCCUCUGUGUCCACAGUCAGCAG